Molecule: messenger RNA, 300 nt
Organism: Fusarium venenatum
Lineage: Eukaryota; Fungi; Ascomycota; Sordariomycetes; Hypocreales; Nectriaceae
Source: RefSeq, a predicted model, not a curated record
AUGCGCAAAGGGAUGCACAAAGAACCCCAGCCGUGCUCUUUGCGGCCUGCAUCCGUAGUAGAAUUUGACGAGUUGUGCAAAGAGUCCCCUGUAAUGCGACAUAUCGCCCAAAGCGAUAGGGCCGCAGGGGAGGCUGCUAAGUCACGCUCAACCACCAAGACUUAUCUAUGUGUCACCACUAGCGGAGUAGGACUGCGAACCGAAUCCUUUGAGCCAGGGAUAUAUCUCACCAAACGGGCCCAGCCCGUGUCGGUCUUGGACUCUGGAGAUUGGUCGUCUGGUGCGGCUGUAGAUAGGUAG